This is a messenger RNA of Cantharellus anzutake, 837 nucleotides long. RefSeq lists its product as uncharacterized. The coding region runs from base 151 to 756 and encodes 201 amino acids. The transcript is spliced from 4 exons. NCBI's taxonomy places the organism in Eukaryota, Fungi, Basidiomycota, Agaricomycetes, Cantharellales, Hydnaceae. The record is from RefSeq and is a predicted model, not a curated record.
UGCGUUGGUGCCUGCAAGGUGAUGUGAGAUAUUUGUUGAGCAUAUGCAUAUCUUUAUUCCUUCUCGUAGCGGCACAAGAAUGGCGACCGUUUGAUUUCGUAUGCCGAUCGUAGUACAUAUCGCUAUUGGUCCAUCCGAUUGCAGCGCUGGAUGCACUUUGGGUUUUCGAAUCCUAGGGCAUUCAGGGCCAUGAAGAAUAAGGAUGGGCAGCUGGACUGUAAUCCAUAUACCAGGUUUACGCCAGAAGUGUCUGGGUAUGCACGCUCUCUGCCUGUCAUGAUGGAGACUCUGCAACAAUGCACUGCCCACCGACGUUACUCGAUAGCUUGGGAAGGGGACCCAUCGGGUUGGAGAGAAGUCCAAGGCGAAUUGUCGGUGCUCAAUACUGAUCCACCCCAAAUGACGUAUUGCCUCAAUUGCCAAGUCUUCACCCACUGUGGAUCCGAGUGUAGCUGCCAUCCUCAUAGCAAGCCUGUGUCAGUGUGGUCUGGAAUAUUCCAAUUACACGGAGAUGAGACCACGGAAAUUCAUAUGUGUGGAGCAUUUGCGGAUGUCUCGACGGGACAGGGUGCCACAGCGGAGGAGUCGCUUGCUGCCUGGAUGGAGGAGGUGGUUGAGGUCACAAGUUGCACGUGUGGUUCAUGCAAAGUGACGACCAGUCUUCAGGUGAUGGACGUUUCAGCGAAAAUCCAAGGGCCCAAAGGUGUCAACCAAGAGGGUCGAUGCAUUGUACGCCCGUUCCAUCUUGUUCGCUAAUGUGUUCACUUGUCCCACCAUCUUGUUCGCUAAUGUGUUCACUUGUCACACCAUCUUGUGCGCUAACGUCUUCCCUUGUUC